CUGUUUGAUGAUAAAACUUUUCAAUUGUUAUGUAGAUGGGUGACGUUGCCAAGGACUUAUUGUCUGGAACAGUCGGGGGUGCAGCCCAGUUGAUUGUCGGACACCCUUUUGAUACAAUCAAGGUCAAGCUUCAAAGCCAGCCUGCUCCCCUUCCAGGCCAACUUCCUAAAUUCUCUGGUGCAAUUGAUGCCGUCAAGAAGACAAUAGCUUCAGAAGGUCCUGGUGGCCUUUACAAAGGAAUGGGAGCUCCUCUUGCCACUGUAGCAGCUUUCAAUGCCCUCCUCUUCACUGUCAGAGGUCAAAUGGAAGUUCUUCUUAGGCCUGAACCGGGUGCACCACUUACCCUUAACCAGCAAGUUGUGGCUGGUGCUGGUGCAGGUUUUGCCGUCUCCUUCUUGGCUUGCCCUACUGAAUUGAUCAAAUGCAGGUUACAGGCACAGAGUGCUUUGGCUGGGGCAGACUCAGUUGGUGCAACCGUAAAAUACUCGGGACCAAUGGACGUGGCUCGACAAGUCAUUAGGUCGGAAGGGGGACUGAGGGGUCUGUUUAAAGGUUUGGUACCAACCAUGGCUCGUGAAGUGCCCGGAAAUGCAGCCAUGUUUGGUGUUUAUGAGGCUCUGAAGCAGUACAUAGCCGGAGGGCAAGACACUUCUGGAUUAGGAAGAGGCUCGUUAAUAGUGGCAGGAGGCCUGGCCGGUGCAUCGUUUUGGGUAUCUGUUUACCCUACUGACGUGGUGAAGAGUGUGAUACAAGUAGAUGAUUUCAAGAACCCUAAGUACUCUGGCUCGAUCGAUGCGUUUAAGAAGAUAUUAAGUGCGGAGGGGGUGAAGGGUUUGUAUAAGGGGUUCGGUCCAGCUAUGGCUAGAAGUGUUCCAGCUAAUGCUGCCUGCUUCUUGGCUUAUGAAGUAACUAGGUCUUCUUUGGGCUAACAAAGAUCUAGCCAUUGAUGUUUGCUGUUUUUGUUCUUACUUAUUGCAUAAUAAUUGUUCAAUUUGUAGACACUUGCUAAUUUAAAUGUUUUCACAUUUUUUUCCCCCC
Molecule: messenger RNA, 1038 nt
Organism: Impatiens glandulifera
Lineage: Eukaryota; Viridiplantae; Streptophyta; Magnoliopsida; Ericales; Balsaminaceae
Product: mitochondrial carnitine/acylcarnitine carrier-like protein
Exons: 2
Coding region: 36-929 (297 amino acids)
Biological process (GO): mitochondrial L-ornithine transmembrane transport
Molecular function (GO): L-ornithine transmembrane transporter activity
Source: RefSeq, a predicted model, not a curated record